Papaver somniferum (opium poppy) is the source of this 1175-nucleotide messenger RNA. RefSeq lists its product as uncharacterized. NCBI's taxonomy places the organism in Eukaryota, Viridiplantae, Streptophyta, Magnoliopsida, Ranunculales, Papaveraceae. The coding region runs from base 308 to 790 and encodes 160 amino acids. The record is from RefSeq and is a predicted model, not a curated record. The transcript is spliced from 5 exons.
AAUGGAUACCAAUAUCUAGUAAUGAGAAAUUUCUCUUCUUUUCUUUGUAUUUCUUGCGUGCAACAGUUCAUCUUUUGAUUUAGUUUAUAACAUUUACAACAUCUUUAUUUGUUUAAUUUUGCCAAUCAAACAUAAAAUCAAUCCCAUUUGACUUUAGGGAAAGAGUGCUGGGUCUGAAUUAGUAAAAAACUCUGUUUCUGUGGCUUUCCCUUUCAACGGGACGUUUCCUCAUUUCCAUCUACCAAGAAGAGAGAGAGAUUGUUGUAAUGAUCAGGAGAGCGAGAGAAAUCAAAAAUAGACGAAAGUGAUGGAAGGUUCAGAAAGUUCAGCUAAAGAUGACGGAGGAGGAUUGAAAGGAAAAUCAUGCAAAGGUUGUCUAUAUUACUCUUCCAUUCGCAAAUCCAAAUCUCGAAACCCUUUAUGUCUUGGCAUCACUGGAGCUCUUCAACAAGUACCUGAGUCAACAGUUGGAGGUUCUGAUACAGACGCUUCUAAAGAUGCUCGAAAUCUUACAGAAUUCAAGUAUGCUUGUGUUGGUUAUUCAGUGCAUUCACACAGCAAGGAUCACUCAGCUGACUCGAAAGAUAAACGAGCAGAAUUGCCUUUCUGUGUUGGUGUUGAGCUUUUGCUGGAUAAAAAACCUGCAGCUGCUGAGCAAGUUUCUGGCCAUGUUCACAACAAAGAAGGUAGUGAAAACUAUCUGGACUUUUUCUAUAUGAUCAUGGUCUUCCUCAGCCACGGCCAUACAAGCCAGAGAAACCACCACAUUCAACAGCUGAAGAAUUAUUAGGCAGGUUUGCUCGAAAUGCAGGUCUGGUUGCUUCAGGAGUGGCAAAGAACUUGCAUGAAGCGACGGACUACGUCAAGGACAGUUUCGAUGACAUGCUAUAUCCGUACCGAAGGCCUCCCAAGUAAAAACAUGGAAGCCAUCAGUAAUGUAUACAAGUAGAUCACAUAAUAAUGAAGUUCGUUGUGGGCGUGUUUGAAUCUAAGCCUCACAGUUUCCAUAUGUAUGGCUUCUGUCCUUUUUGACCUUGAAACUUUAUAGUGGUUUUUAUUUUCUUCCUGGAAUAAGGAAAUAAUAACCCCUGUUUCAAAAGGGAAACAUGUGUUCUCAAAUGGUUAAAAAAAAAUUGUGUUCUUAAAUCACUAUUUCUUAGUCAUUUCCCUAUGAC